Cajanus cajan (pigeon pea) is the source of this 702-nucleotide messenger RNA. The record is from RefSeq and is a predicted model, not a curated record. NCBI's taxonomy places the organism in Eukaryota, Viridiplantae, Streptophyta, Magnoliopsida, Fabales, Fabaceae.
AUGGCUUUGUCCGACGUAAAUUUACGUCGAGAAAAUGAAGAGGGGUUGACUACUUUGCAAAUGCUUGCUCAAUUUUAUUGUAGUAACCUCGACCUGGGAAUUGUUGUGGCUGGAGCAGAACAUCUACAACCACUUGGCAGAGGUCAGAAAAGGAAAAUAUAUAUGGCAGCUGCUUCAGGAAAAUGGAGUGAGGCUUUCGAAAUCAAUCCUGAUUUGUUGGGAAUUCCAUUGACUUCUCGUGGAAAUACAGCCCUUCACGUUGCAGUUAGCAUGGAUCAAACAAGUUUUGUUGAAAAGUUGGUGAAUUGUAUGAACAUGCAAGAUAUCGAAAUUUGCAUGGCAGAUGGGAACACAGCCUUUUGUUUGGCUGCGAUUUCUGGAAACGUAAAAAUAGCUGAAAUACUGUUUGGCAAGAAUCCAAAGUUGUUAUGUAUGAGAGGGCACAAUGAUAUGCUGCCAAUUCAAUUAGCAUCUUCUGCAGGGCAUAUUCCCAUGACAGAAUUUUUAUUUCAAGCUACAGAUGACCUACACAAUAUUCUACCCUUCCCAGACAUCGUGAAGCUAUUUUUCAUGACCAUCACCAACAACAUUUUCACCGUUGCAUCAAAAUUGUUGGAUAGCUAUCCAAAAUUGGUUACCAUAGAAAAUGAAGAGGGGUUGACUACUUUGCAAAUGCUUGCUCAAUUUUGUGAGUUCUCCUGA